AUGGCAGACACAGACUGGGGAAAUCAAACGGACAUAAAAUUCAUUCUCCUUGGAUUCGGGAAUCUCCCUGAUCAGAACAUUUUUCUCUUCCUGCUGUUUCUAGUAAUCUACAUCACAACCGUGGCUGGGAACACCCUCAUCAUUACGCUAGUUGUGGCUGAUAAGCAACUUCACACUCCCAUGUACUUCUUCCUGGGGAACUUGUCUUCCUUGGAGACCUGCUACACCUCAACCAUCCUGCCUAGGAUGCUGACCAAUCUCCUGACUGGGAACAAAACCAUCUUUUUCAAUGGCUGCUUCACACAAUUGUAUUUUUUUGGUGCUCUGGCCUCUACAGAAUGCUAUCUCCUAGCAGCCAUGUCUUAUGAUCGGUAUUUAGCGAUAUGUAAACCUCUGCACUAUUUAGCUCUUAUGAAUACCAGGUUUUGCCUCCAGUUGGCUACUGGAUCAUGGUUAAGUGGGUUUUUGGCUACUGCCAUCUUUGUAUUAUUCAUGUCACAGCUAAUAUUCUGUGGCCCGAAUGAAAUUGACCAUUUUUAUUGUGAUCCUGUCCCACUGAUAAAACUCGGCUGUGGUGACAAAUAUCUGAUGGUGUUGUUGGAUUUUAUAAUGGCCUGUGUAUUUACCCUGCCUCCAUUUCUACUAACCUUGACAUCCUAUGUUUGUAUCAUCACCACCAUCCUGAGAAUCCCUUCUGCCACUGGGAGGCAGAAGGCCUUUUCCACCUGCUCCUCUCACCUCAUAGUGGUGACAAUUUUCUAUGGGACUAUAUUGAUUGCAUAUACGCUAUUGAAACUCGACACACUGAGAGUCCUAAACAAAGUGCUCUCUCUUUGCUAUACAGUCCUGACUCCCCUGGUUAACCCCCUCAUCUACAGCCUGAGAAACAGAGAGUUCAAGAACGCCUUGAGCAAAGCAGUCAGUAAAUAUGUGGCUUUCCUAAAAAAAUAA
Molecule: messenger RNA, 951 nt
Organism: Terrapene triunguis (Three-toed box turtle)
Lineage: Eukaryota; Metazoa; Chordata; Testudines; Emydidae
Product: olfactory receptor 6N1-like
Exons: 1
Coding region: 1-951 (316 amino acids)
Biological process (GO): G protein-coupled receptor signaling pathway
Cellular component (GO): membrane
Molecular function (GO): olfactory receptor activity; G protein-coupled receptor activity
Source: RefSeq, a predicted model, not a curated record